CCUUACUGCACCGGUCAAUGUGAUGAAUGCUGAUGGACACUGAGCAGUCAGAGGAUACAGCCGGGACCGAGGGUCUGUCUGAACCAGAGCACACAUCAAAAUAUGACAAAUUACCAUCUUUUUCACCAAAGGCUACUCAAACAGACAGGGAAAGAGCCAAAUCUCUGCCUGUAGAUCUAUAUCAGGAUGAAUCUUUCUCACACAAGAAUCUAGUUCAUGGAAAGAGAGUUCAGUUUGCAGACAUGAUGGGGCUGAACCUCGCAAACAUCAGACACUUUGACAUCUCUGAUGAUGCAAAUGAAACGUGCAAUGUGUCAUCUGGACUCCGGCAUCAUCCUCCAAACCAAGAGCUUCAACAUGGCAGUGAUCUGAUUCCAGCACGUUUAGUGCCAGCAUUUGACAUGCCUAUUAGUUUGCUGGAGUUUGAUAUGAAGUCAAGCCGCCUGGGAGUCGCAUUGGAAAGUGUCACAAUAACUGCCUCUGAAGUGAAGGGCGUGAUCAGAGUGAUACAGAGCAACGCAAGAGAAGUUGGGGUCAGGUACACUGUAAACAACUGGCUGACAUUUUCAGAUAUUAAAGCUGUAUUAAGACUGAAUGAAGAAAAACUGCUACCGUGGGAAAUGUUCGACUUUAUUUUGCACGUGCCGCCGCACUUUUUGAACAAAAAAUCACCUGUGCAUUUCUCAGUGUAUUGUCAGACUGAUCUUGGGGAAUUCUGGGACAACAAUGAUGGAGAGAACUACACUUUAAAGUCAGCAUGAAACUGAAAUCACGAUUGUACUUUCUUCUCUGUGGCCAAUAUCCAAAUGAAACGGCCUUUCGAACAAGAAAAACGUAGGGUGGAUCUUGACUUUGUCUAUUGGGAAUUGAUUGGAUCAUUGUAUGGUUGUAGUUUGCUGUUGCUGUGAUGUCAUGUGAGUGACAGGUUGUCCCGCCCUCACCCAGUAAACAUGUCAUGAGAGAAGAGAUGUGGUUGCAACAAGUUUACUUUGAUCACAGAUUAGGAUUAUUCCAUAAAAAAAAACAAGAAUUGCUAAUUUGAAUUUCAUGGUGAUUUAAGGGAAUCAGUCUGCCUGAAUUGAACUUUACUUUUAAUUUCCAUUAAUCUGUAUAAAUAGGCUUAAAGGAUUAGUUGACCCAAAAAUGAAAAUUAUGUCAUUUCGUCCCAAGCACAUAAGAUGUCCGUUCAUCUUCGGAUAUUUAGAUAUUUUAGAUUUAGUCCGAGAGUUUUCUGUCCCUUCAUUCAUUGCAAACUGUAUACGGUUUACUGUCCUUGUCCAGAAAGGAAAUAAAGAUAUCACACAGAAAGUUCUCGGACUAUAUCUAAAAUAUCUUGUGUUCUGAAGAUGAACGAAGGUCUUACGGGCUUGGAACGACAUGAGGGUGAGUCAUUAAUGACAUAAUUUUUGAGGGAACUAACCAUUUAAGUCGCGCUAACCUUAUGUUUGAUCUAAGAGUGGGUGUAACCAUUUGUAAACUGAAUGUGUCUGGCAUUCAGUUCCAAUGUCAUUCACUUGGUUAUUUUUAGCUGUACAAAAACAGCUGGCAAUUCUUACCAUAUUAUUUGAAUGUAUUGUCAAUUAUAAACACAUUGGUUUUUGCAGCACAAAUAAUUUGACCAUUUACUGAACUUUGUUAUUCUUCCCGUUAUUUCUCACACAUUCACAGAAAACAGCUUACUUCCAAAUUGCAAAAGAAAAUGGUGGAUAGGGUGACUCCCUAACCUUUUUUUUUUUUUUUUUCACUUUGGCAAAAAUUGGCACAAAGUCAACACAUUUAAUGAAUGGAUAUGUUCUAUCCUUUUUUGUCAAUACAUCUUAACAUUAGCAUUUGUAUUCAUUUAAAGGAGUUUUGAGGUUAAUUAAUCUAAUUGUCUUUCUGGAAAAUAGUGAUCUGUGACAUAAUUUGAAAAACACAUAGUUUUAGGGAUUUGUGGACAAAAUAAUAUUUUAAGGUUUAUGGAGUAAAAAAAUACUGGUUUUGCUGACACACAAGGCCUCAUGUUGUUAUUAUUUUUAAAUGUUUUAUUCAAUGAGCUACAUAUACAUUUCAGAGUGACAUCUUUGCUAUUCAUUCAAAUGUAUAGAACAAUCCUUCUGAAUGUAAGUCAUCUUCAAUAAAAUUAUGGGCAAUUAAA
Messenger RNA from Pimephales promelas (fathead minnow), 2137 nucleotides. Its product is annotated as protein phosphatase 1 regulatory subunit 3G. Gene Ontology annotation, cellular component: protein phosphatase type 1 complex. Gene Ontology annotation, biological process: regulation of glycogen biosynthetic process. Gene Ontology annotation, molecular function: glycogen binding; protein phosphatase 1 binding. The record is from RefSeq and is a predicted model, not a curated record. Lineage: Eukaryota; Metazoa; Chordata; Actinopteri; Cypriniformes; Leuciscidae.